AUGGAAGCUCCCCUUGCUAGACCUAGCAGCUUGGCGCAGCGCGUGCGCUGCGAUUUUUCAUUUUGAGGUCGCGAGUUCGAUGCCCGCAAGCGUCAGUUUUUUGUUUUCUGGAAAAUACCGACUUUUUCGGCAAACUAGCUGAUGAGCAUCAUUUUAGCACUCUAUUAUGAUUUGUUACAUCAUAAUAGACCAGUAUCAAAACUUGUUCUAGAAGAAAAAUCGAGAAAAAUGUCAAAAUGGAUAAUACCAAAAUUUCAGUACUAAAAAAAUGGUGCGCGGCGCGCCACAUUUUUCGUCAUAACUUUUUUCAUCCUCAAUCUUUUUCGAAAAACUAAACGGUUCUGAGUUUUGAAUCGAAACAGCUAUCAAACCAUACAAAGCUCAAUGCUGAAAAAAAUUUUUUGAAAAUUGGUCUGCGGUCCCUACUCCUUGAUUUGAUUAUAUUGAUUCGAUGACAUAGCCUUUUCCAAAGAUAAUUUCCGAGCUAAUUGAAACGGAGAAAAACAAGCCCGAAAAGAACAGUGAAACUUUCAAAGAAAUAGUGGAGAAUUUUUUUGAUAAUUGCUUCGAUUUGUAUGAAACAAAUAUUCAUUAAAACUUUUAAGGCUCGAGAGACCAUAAAUUAUGAGUCUAUCGGAAAAACUCUGAGAGGCAUGGCGAAGACGAAUCAAAUCGAGGUAAACUUUCAAUAUUUACAAAUUAAAUAUUAAUUUUUUUAGAUUUUUUUAAAAAAAGCUUUUUCAAACCAAUCACAGAUUUCUCGCACAAGGAAACUUUGAAUAAGUGAAGAGCAAAAAAAUAAUUCGACAAAAAAAGCAAUUUUUCGCAGGAAUUUUUUUAAAUUUCAUUGUGUUUUUUUAUUAAUUUUUAUAUAAUAUUAUUUAUUUACAGGCAGAACAAAAUAACAUGUAAAGAAAAAAAGAGAAAAAAAUUUGGCAUUAAGCCUGAAAUAAAUAAAUAAAAGGCACUUGAGGCCCUCACGAGCCUCUGAGCCAGUAAUGAAAGAAUAAGAGGUGAGGAUUUCACAAAGGUAAAAAAAGUAAAUAGAAAAAAAGUAUAAGUUAUGACACAGUGUAGCACAGGUGAGUGGGGAAUUUAAUCGUUUGUAAUGAUAUAGACGCGCAUAAGAUGGAUUAGAGUAGGGCUGAAGCACGGGUACCUGGUUCAACGAAGUCUGCUGGGAAUAGAUCCAAAAAGGAAAUUGUUAUCGAGGGAUAGUAACAAAGACCUGAAACGAUCUGGAGAAACAUUGAGGUUUCCCAAUGUAGCCAGUUUAUUCCAAAGAGGGAUGAACGUCUCAAAGAAAUUUUCGAAACGAAUCCCUACUCUGAUAAGACGUGAUGGAGCACGUACCGAAUUUGAUCUCCUGGAAACACUGUGAGAAACUGGCAAAUGACUCUCCUUAAUAUAAAUUUUAUGUAGUGUUCUUAGACAAAAUUCGACUCGUCUUCUAAAAAGAGAGUUUGUGUUAAUCUGAGCUAACCUGUCUUCAUAACUAGAAAACCUAAUGUUUGAUUUCUUGUAGUUCUGUGUCAAGAACUUUUGCCCCCGGAUCUUUGGCGAGAGAUUCUGAUGCGAACCUCUUUGUAUUCACGUCAAUUCCGCAACCUUCCGGUAUGUUUCGUACAACCUCACAUUUAACUAUCUCUGCAAAAAAAGUUGUUUGAGCUCCCAAUUGGAUAAAAGUUUUGCGCCCUAAACAAUGAACUGAUCCAGUAACGCUACAAUUUAUACAUUUUAUAUCGUUUUGAAGCGCGCUGUCUCGUUUACUCGUUAAUUUCAAAUCAAAUAUUUUUUUAGUAAGAUAUAAUCGACUAGGCGGUGAACAAGAACUUUUGAAGCUAUAACGAACAACCGCCUCUUACGCACCUUUGCCCCGUUUUUCUGCGCGUAGUCCAUCCAGUUGCGAGCUCAGAAUGUAGCGGAUUUUGUGCUGGAGCCCGGAGACCGUGCUCUAGGUUGAAGCCUCGAAAUGAGACGAACACGUCUAGUGAACAUUUUACACGGAACUUCGAAGAUCAAAAAAAAAUUAGUUACAUUUUUUUUUGAAAAGUGAAAAAAUAAAAAAUUUAGAAUAACAAAAGCCAACCUGUCUAUAUCAAAACGAGCUGAAAAAAAAACCGUAGAGAAAACUUCUCUCAAAUAUUUCAUCAACAAUGACAUUUUUUGUUAAGAGAACGUGCCGAGUUUUCAAAGAAAUCCUCUCCGACGUCAGUUUCUGGGUGAGACGAGCCAAAAUUGAAGGCCAAACGUCUUCUUUGCCGCCAGUUUCGUGGCUCAAAGCAUUUCGAUCCGAAAAAGUUGAAGUUCCUGAAGACGUUGACGCUACUGGAUUCUUUUUCGAUUGCGCAAGGAUACUUCAUUCCAACAGAGGAUACGAUAAAAAUCCGGCUCUGGAAAUUAGCGAUGAUUCGAUAAAUCAGAAGUUGAGAAGAGAAAUCGAACCCGACGUAUAUGGAGACGGCGAUGGGUUGGUAAAUAAACUAUCAUAAAAAAAAAUAUCACUCAAAAAUCGUACCGCCCGAUAAAAUAUCGACGCGAAAAGGUACUAUGAUGUUUGAGUCUCAGUUGGGUUAAAACGGGGGAACAGCGAGUAUGAGAAAAAAUCGGUGGCCCAGAUGUGCUGAAGCCGUGUCUCAGCACAUCUGGGCCACCGACUUUUGAAGCCGUGUCUCAGCUGACACGGGAAGUACAAAAGGUCGAGGUAUCGGAAUUUAAUGAGACUUGGUAUAUAGGUACUUUCGGACAUCCUGAAUCCAAAGAAGUUGAAAAAAAGUGCGCCUUUUCGGUUCUGGUCGAGUUAUGGCGCCUCAAAGUUUGCACGCAAAAAAUGCAUGGGAAGGGAGGAGGGAAUGUGUUGCGGCGACCAACUCUAUUUUUGCCAUUUUUUUCUUCGAAAAAAAUGAGGAAUUUCUGAAUAUGGAAUAAAAAAAUAAGCGCUCAAAACUUUAAAAAUUCACUGAAGGAAACUUUCGACAAAAAUGUUUUUUUGUUUCACAUUUUCUAUAUGGUCAGUAUAGUCGUCAUAAUUAAACUUCGAGCCGUUUGGAAUUUUUUUGUAUCAAACGUUGAUUUUGAAAAAAAUAAAUUUCUAAAUUUUGAAGUUCAUCCAAAGAAGAAGUAGUUAAACGGUCGACUGUUGAGCAUUUUUUUGAAACCAGGUCACCUAGGGACCGCAAAGCCACGCCCCUUUUCGCGAUAGAAAAAAAGUGGCUUUUUUUGGUUUUCAACUUUCAUUUUGUUGUAGUUGCAAAAAUAUGUGGAACUGGCGAAUAAAAUUUGACACACAUGUACAGAAAAAGCUUCCUCUUUCGUUUAAAAAAAUAUUUCACGCUUUUUUUGAUGCGUUCUCGCGGAAUGUCGUACAAAAAAACGUGAAUGGAACUAAAAAAAUUUUUGUCAUUUUUUUGCUUUUUUUCAUGUGUUUUUCAGGUCGAACGCACUCUUUCUUUUUUUAAAUAAUGAUUUUGAUUCAAGUAACGAAAAUUUUAAAACAAUAAAAUAAAAAAAUUCGUCUUUGCCAAAAAAAUUUUUAGGGAGCGCCGAAAGUCAUAAUUCAAAAAUAUCGUUAAUAAGCGAAUAUAAUCAAGUUUUUUUGUUUUUUUAAAAAAAUUUAGAUCAUGGCCUUACUUGAAUUUUUUUCUUCACAGUAUCUGUGCUUGAAAUAGUUGUUUAAUACGCAAAAAAAUGCUCUUGAAACUAGAGAAUAAAAUUAGCGGCGUUUAUCACACAGAAAGCGGCCGAACGCAGGUUUUUUUAAACGAUUAUAUACAUUUAUUAGUGAAAAAAAUCUUUCAAUUAAAAAGAAUAAAAAUAAAAAAAUUCGUCUUUGCCAAAAAAAUUUUACGGGGCCGUUUUAAGGCAGCGAUCGUUAAACGAGGAAAAAAAGCACUAAAAAAACAGUUUUUUUCGAAGUGAAUUUUUCACGGAAAGUUUGAGUAAAGAUUUGCGAACAUAUUCUGAUAAAAAAAUAGCUGAAUUACUUCAAGUUUUUUUAUUUUUUUGAAAUAGGCAAUCUGUGCUAUCUAAACGGCUCAAGGGUAAGGCGGAUGGAAGCUCCCCUUGCUAGACCUAGCAGCUUGGCGCAGCGCGUGCGCUGCGAUUUUUUUCAUUUUGAGGUCGCGAGUUCGAUGCCCGCAAGCGUCAGUUUUUUUGUUUUCUGGAAAAAUACCGACUUUUUUUCGGCAAACUAGCUGAUGAGCAUCAUUUUAGCACUCUAUUAUGAUUUGUUACAUCAUAAUAGACCAGUAUCAAAACUUGUUCUAGAAGAAAAAUCGAGAAAAAUGUCAAAAAUGGAUAAUACCAAAAUUUCAGUACUAAAAAAAUGGUGCGCGGCGCGCCACAUUUUUCGUCAUAACUUUUUUCAUCCUCAAUCUUUUUCGAAAAACUAAACGGUUCUGAGUUUUGAAUCGAAACAGCUAUCAAACCAUACAAAGCUCAAUGCUGAAAAAAAUUUUUUGAAAAUUGGUCUGCGGUCCCUAAGGUCACCUGUAGAAAAAAGAUUGUAUGGACUUUCAAUCAAUUUUUUUUUUCUUCCCUUUUCUCCGAUGAACUUAUGAGAAUAAACUUUUUACUAUCUAUUGGAGCCCAUUGAGCUUGAAAGAGAAAGACGAAAAAAACUUUGUCCAGAAUUUUUUUCUCAAAACGAAGUAAAUUAGUGAAUUUUAAAGUUUUUUUGAAAUUAAAAGAAUUUUAAAGUUUCUAAAAAUUGUCAAAAAGUUCAACCAGCUGGGCUUAUACGGGUUCAAUAUGGGGGUGCUCGCUGAGACCUCGCCUUAGCACGACUGGGCCAUCCUCAUCAGCAGGAGAGCUGUUCCAUCAGCAGGAGCGGAACUGGUUGACAAUCUGAACAGACUAUACUAGACUGCGAUAAAUUUGCAGUUUUUCAUUUUUUGUAAUUAAAUCAUGAAGGAUUCGAAGUUCAUUGAUUGGCCCACACUUGCUUUUGACCCUCGAUUUUCAUCAUUUCUUAACCUUGAAAAGUUUUUCGUUUCAUUUGUGCUGAUAAAACUGAAGUUUAUAAAUUUUACCCGGUUUCAAGUUAAAAAUAGCAAAAAAUACUACAUUUUUUUUUCACAAAACAUCGCAGGAGUAGUGUUUUUGGGGCUCCACUUCCUGAAUAAUCUUGAUUGUUUUCCCAGGUUGUCGCUUGAAAUCCCGCCGCGAGGUUGUUUUGUUGAAGAUGUUCGUUUUUGUUUCUCCACAACAUGCGAUUUCGGCUCAUACAAUACAAUGAUCUACUUGAGUGAAGACUGGGGAAUUGAAGUUUCAUUUAUUUGUAAGAAAAGGAAGGAUUCAGAAUUUUUGAGGAAUGGGUGCUUGACUAUAUCCGCCCGACGAUCAGGAUCACAGAGUUGGUGGCUCAUCAGAAGAAUUGCGCCUCGGAAUAUCAGAUCUAUGCGAAACUUUUGCGACGCGACAUGGGAUAUUAUUAUGAUCCGAAAUUCUAUCUCGACCCGAAAUUUCAUUCUCACUGCAAGAUGGAGAAGCGAGAGUGGCCCGAGAAUAGCGGUGAGUGGUCUCUUCAGGGUUUUUUAAAGGCAAAGAGUUCAGUUUUUUGAAAAAAAAUUUCUUGAGAAAACAGUUGAAAGCCGCCUCAAGACAGCGAAGAAAUGGUAUAAAAAAGUGGUUGCCGCUCUAUUUUUCCAAUUGUGCUAAUAUUUCGAGAAGUUAUUUUAUUCUAUAGGUAAAGUCGGAAAGGAUGCAAAAAGACUCAUUAGAAAUUUUCCUUUUAGGGUGAUCUUUUUUGCUUCCUUUUUGCGCCAUUUUAUCGGCUUUUAUGCACCUUUUUUGCUGCCUCUCCCUUUUCCACCAUUUCUUGAGCCUUUAAGAGAGUUUAAGUGAGAGACUUGAGAGAGGCCUUUUUGCUGCCUUUCUACGGCCUUUUUCGAGGCUCUCUCUUUUACCGGUCAUUUCCCACCAUUCCGACUUCGCUCGGGUCGGAAGCUUUCAUCGUAACAAAGAAUCGAGAGGAAAGACGUUUAUAUAAGAACGAAGGUUUUCUUUGUAUAUUUUUAGUAUAAUUUUUUUAGAAAGGCAACUUUUUGAACAAUUACAAGAAAAACCGUUUGAAAAAUAAUGAAUAAGUUUAAUUUUCACUGGUCACCAAGCUCUAAACCAAACUCCACUUCUCUCAUUUUCAGAUUGCGGAUGGGAAGAGGUGAUCCUAGAGAUCUCAGAAUACCCUAUAGGAAUGCGAGAAUUGAGCAUUUGCUCUGGUGGACGAGAUUCGGAGAAUCGGGAAGAUCACCAGGGUCUGAAAAUCGCGCGGCUCCAAGUCGAAGUCAUCCUCCCGCCGGAAGGACCCCGGGUCCUCCCUCCUCAACUUUGGGCAGAGGAUGA
Caenorhabditis auriculariae is the source of this 6342-nucleotide messenger RNA. The record is from the annotation of a GenBank genome assembly. NCBI's taxonomy places the organism in Eukaryota, Metazoa, Nematoda, Chromadorea, Rhabditida, Rhabditidae.